Choloepus didactylus (southern two-toed sloth) is the source of this 1939-nucleotide messenger RNA. RefSeq names its product flagellum associated containing coiled-coil domains 1 (gene FLACC1). The record is from RefSeq and is a predicted model, not a curated record. Lineage: Eukaryota; Metazoa; Chordata; Mammalia; Pilosa; Megalonychidae. Gene Ontology annotation, cellular component: cytoplasm; sperm fibrous sheath; outer dense fiber.
AGCCUCCUGACCCAGCAGCCUAGACUGCCCUUGACCUUGGGCCAUGUACCCCAACCCUCUGGUCUACUGCACCUGUUGGGACCCUUGGAACUUGGGACCACGGAAGCUAAUCAAGACCCCUCAUCCACCAAGCAAGAUCUCCCCCUCCACAGGGAAGUCCAAGCUAGCUCCUCUUUCACCAGCUUCAAAAAAAUGCAACUUCCAAUCAACAUCAAAACGUAUUGCCAUCCCAAAGGUGAAAACCCAUUUAGGAAGACAAGCAGAGAGCAAUGAAUUACCUUAUGAAGUGAUCAAUGUGUCACCUGGCUAUCACCUUGUUCGGAGUAGGGAGCAGAUUUCUGUCACCUUGGGGGACGAGAUGUUCGAUAGGAAAAAGAAGUCGGAAAAGAUGAUGGACAAAGUAGAAAUUUGCAGGACUAAUAUCAUUUCUGACCUAGAAGAGCAUUCAGAGCUGACAGCAAUAAUAGAAGCAAAUGAACAGAGACAACAGAAUGCUCAAAAAUUGCUCUCCAAUGAAAUGAAUCUCCACUGUGCUGAGAUGAAGCAGAACUUCGAAAAAAUGAACAGGAAGCUCAAAGAGGCACAUGCAGCAGAGAUCAGUGAGUUGGAGAAAAACUACAAAGCAGCCUUGAAGACAGAAAUGUUGGCUGCCCAAGAGAAGCUAGAGGAGAUGGGAAAGGAGUAUAAGUAUUUGAAGAAUAUGUUUCAUAUGUAUCAGGACAGCAUUUAUGAUGAAAUGGAAGACAAGUGGUCAAGGCGGAAGGCAGAAUGGGAGAAGGAUGAGAAAUUGGAGCGGGAAAAGAUCCUGUUACAGCAAAAAAACAGGAUGACAAAAAAGUAUGAGUUAGAGUCAGAAGAAGAAAAGAAGAAAUUAAAUGAAUCCUACGGUGCUGUCUUUGAGAACUUCAAUCGAGAAAAGGAGGAGCUCAUGAAACAACAUGAAAGUGACACCUUGAAAUUAGAGGAGCUGAGCAAGACCAAAGAGAUCAUAGAGGAAGAGUUGCAUGCACAAGCUCUUAUCCUAGAAUCACUUAACACGACGCUCUAUCAAACUCAGAUGGAACUCCAGAGAGAGAAAGCUACAGUGGGAAAUCUGGAGAAAAUGCUCCAGACCAAGCUUACUGAGGCAGAAGAACAGUAUAAAUACACCACACAAAUCCUGACAGAAGAAAACAUGUAUCUAAGGCAAAAGAUAAUUGCCAAGAAUGAAGAAAUUUUUGAAGGGCAAUCUGCAAGAUUGACCUCCUUAACUAUUUAUGAGGAUAAUUCUGACGUUUUAGAAGAUGGUUUCUCUGGCAACAAAAGACAAGAAUCAUGAAUAAAAAGUUUUUCUCCAUAACUGAAGAUAGGACCACAAUCUCUGCAGGCCUAGAGAGCUCCUGUGAGGUUUCCUUGGAAAAUGCAUGUGAUAAGCUUAGUUCUUGGUUGCCUGGAUUCUGUUUUUGUCCUUUCAGCUUGCUUUCUUCUAAGCAGUGGGGAAUGUUUGAUGUCUCAUCUCAAUUGCGUGGUUUUUCAUGACUCUUCAUUGAAAAAAAUGAUUCUUUCUAUACCUGGAGCUGAGCUUUCUCUGAUUACUGUACUAUUUAUUUUUUCUUCCACCUUCACAGAUUUUAUUAGAAAGAAACUGAAGUUCUUCCUAUUAAACGUUGACAGUACUUUGAGAUGUACCUUUUUCCCCUCUGGGUAUUUAGUUAGAAGAAAGAUAACUUAUAGAUUUUAUUCCAAAAACAUUCUCUCAUACAUGUGCCCAGCACCUCCACUUUUCACUCAUGUUCCCUAACGUAUGACUUGGGAAGAGUGUCUGAUAAUUCUUGCUACCUUCUCUGAACCAUCACCAGAAUUCAAAUAAGUGGGCUAAACUUCAGGAAAAAUAGUCGCACAAGUACAGUAAUAAAUGGCCAUUGGCGGCAGCCUCGAUCCUUGAUGGAGGGGAUUUGGU